Messenger RNA from Choloepus didactylus (southern two-toed sloth), 3880 nucleotides. It is a transcript of the gene HSPH1, whose product is annotated as heat shock protein family H (Hsp110) member 1. The transcript is spliced from 18 exons. Gene Ontology annotation, molecular function: ATP-dependent protein folding chaperone; ATP binding. Bases 257 to 2836 code for a protein of 859 amino acids. NCBI's taxonomy places the organism in Eukaryota, Metazoa, Chordata, Mammalia, Pilosa, Megalonychidae. Gene Ontology annotation, biological process: protein folding. Gene Ontology annotation, cellular component: nucleus; cytosol. The record is from RefSeq and is a predicted model, not a curated record.
CGCCGGCGCCGGUGAGCGAGUGGCUGAGGCCGGAGGACGUGGGCCUGAGCCCCGGAGCGGCCCGCGGACGCCGAGCGCGCCUGUUUCCCGCGGUGACCCCGCCGCCAGCCGCUGGGAAGCCGGAGGCGCCGACAGGCUGUCGGUUGGUGUGUCUGUCUGCGCGACAAGAACAGCGGCCGGAGGCGCGGCGGCAGGAAGAGCGCAGGGCGGCCCUCGGACGCGGCGCUGAGCGGCGGAGGCGCACCGCUAGCCGGCCAUGUCGGUGGUGGGGCUGGACGUGGGCUCGCAGAGCUGCUACAUCGCGGUGGCCCGGGCCGGGGGCAUCGAGACUAUCGCCAACGAGUUCAGCGACCGGUGCACCCCAUCAGUCAUAUCAUUUGGAUCAAAAAACAGAACAAUUGGAGUUGCAGCAAAAAAUCAGCAAAUCACUCAUGCAAACAACACAGUAUCUAACUUCAAGAGAUUUCAUGGCCGAGCAUUCAGUGACCCCUUCAUUCAAAAAGAGAAGGAAAACUUAAGCUACGAUUUGGUUCCGAUGAAAAAUGGUGGAGUUGGAAUAAAGGUAAUGUACAUGGAUGAAGAACAUCUGUUUAGUGUGGAACAGAUAACAGCCAUGUUGUUGACUAAGUUAAAGGAAACUGCUGAAAACAACCUCAAGAAGCCAGUGACAGAUUGUGUUAUUUCAGUGCCCUCCUUCUUCACGGAUGCGGAGAGGCGAUCUGUGUUGGAUGCUGCACAGAUUGUUGGCCUAAACUGCUUGAGACUUAUGAAUGACAUGACUGCUGUUGCUUUGAAUUAUGGAAUUUAUAAGCAGGAUCUCCCCGGCCUGGAUGAGAAACCUCGGAUAGUGGUUUUUGUUGAUAUGGGACAUUCAGCUUUUCAAGUGUCUGCCUGUGCCUUUAACAAGGGAAAAUUGAAGGUAUUGGGAACUGCUUUUGAUCCUUUCUUGGGAGGAAAGAACUUUGAUGAAAAGUUAGUGGAACAUUUUUGUGCAGAAUUUAAGACCAAGUACAAGUUGGAUGCAAAAUCCAAAAUUCGAGCACUCCUUCGUCUGUAUCAGGAGUGUGAAAAGUUGAAAAAGCUAAUGAGCUCGAACAGCACAGACCUGCCAUUGAAUAUCGAGUGCUUUAUGAAUGACAAAGAUGUUUCGGGAAAGAUGAACAGGUCACAAUUUGAAGAACUCUGUGCUGACCUGCUGCAAAAAAUAGAAAUACCCCUUUAUUCGCUGAUGGAACAAACUCGACUAAAAGUAGAAGAUGUGAGUGCUGUUGAGAUCGUUGGAGGCACUACACGAAUUCCAGCUGUGAAAGAAAGAAUUGCCAAGUUCUUCGGAAAAGACAUCAGCACAACCCUUAACGCAGAUGAAGCCGUAGCCAGAGGAUGUGCGCUGCAGUGUGCAGCUCUUUCCCCGGCUUUUAAAGUUAGGGAGUUUUCUGUCACAGAUGCAAUUCCUUUUCCGAUAUCGCUGAUCUGGAAUCACGAUUCAGAAGAUACUGAAGGUGUUCAUGAAGUGUUCAGCCGCAACCAUGCUGCACCUUUCUCCAAAGUUCUCACCUUCUACAGAAGGGGGCCUUUUGAGCUAGAAGCUUUCUAUUCUGAUCCUCAAGGAGUUCCAUAUCCAGAAGCAAAAAUAGGCCGCUUCAUAGUUCAGAAUGUUUCUGCCCAGAAAGAUGGAGAAAAAUCUAAGGUGAAAGUCAAAGUGCGGGUCAACACCCAUGGCAUUUUCACCAUCUCUACAGCAUCUAUGGUGGAGAAGAUCCCAACUGAGGAAAAUGAAGGGUCAUCUCUUGAAGCAGACAUGGAGUGUGCUAAUCAGAGACCACCAGAAAACCCCGACAGUGAUAAAAAUAUCCAGCAAGACAACAGUGAAGCUGGAACACAGCCCCAGGUACAAACUGAUGCUCAACAAACCUCACAGUCUCCCCCUUCAUCUGAACUUACCUCAGAAGAAAACAAAAUCCCAGAUGCUGACAAAGUCAAUGAAAAGAAGGUUGACCAGCCUCCAGAAGCUAAAAAACCCAAAAUAAAGGUGGUGAACGUUGAGCUGCCUAUUGAAGCCAACUUGGUCUGGCAGUUAGGGAAAGACCUUCUAAACAUGUAUAUUGAGACAGAGGGUAAGAUGAUAAUGCAGGAUAAAUUGGAAAAGGAAAGAAAUGACGCUAAAAAUGCGGUGGAAGAGUAUGUGUAUGAGUUCAGGGACAAGCUUUGUGGACCAUAUGAAAAAUUCAUAAGUGAACAGGAUCAUCAGCAUUUCCUGAGGCUCCUCACAGAGACUGAAGACUGGCUCUAUGAAGAAGGAGAGGACCAAGCCAAACAGGCAUAUGUUGACAAGCUGGAAGAGUUAACGAAAAUUGGCACUCCAAUUAAAAUCCGGUUUCAAGAGGCUGAGGACCGGCCAAAACUGUUUGAAGAGCUGGGGCAGAGGCUCCAGCACUACGCCAAGAUAGCAGCUGACUUCAGAAACCAGGAUGAGAAGUAUAACCAUAUCGAUGAGUCUGAAAUGAAGAAGGUUGAGAAGUCUGUCAAUGAAGUGAUGGAGUGGAUGAACAACGUCAUAAAUGUGCAGGCUAAAAGGAGCCUGGAGCAGGACCCUGUUGUCCGAGCACAGGAAAUUAAAGCAAAAUUGAAGGAAUUGAACAACACUUGUGAACCAAUUGUAACACAACCCAAGCCAAAAAUCGAGUCACCCAAACUGGAGAGAACUCCAAAUGGCCCAAAUGUUGAUAAGAAGGAAGAAGAUUUAGAAGGCAAGAAUGAUUUUGGUGCUGAGCCUCCACAUCAGAAUGGUGACUGCUACCCAAAUGAGAAGAACUCCGCCCACAUGGACUUGGACUAGAGAAAGGGGAUGAAAUACCUUUGCCUCGUAUGUGAGCCUACCUUAACAUUCUGAAACUAUUUAUAUUUUCUUUUUUAAGGAUGUUUAGAAGUUUUGUGUAUUAUAUGGAAAAAGAAAAAGCUUAAGUCUGUAGUCUUUAUGAUCCUAAAAGGGAAAAUUGCCUUGGUAACUUUCAGAUUCCUGUGGAAUUGUGAAUUUCAUACUAAGCUUCUGUGCAGUAUUACCUUUUGCAUCACUGAGGAUGAAAUUGACUUUUGUCUUUUGGAGGAAAAUAAAAAACUGUACUGCAGGCCCCAGAGUGUUGUGAUUAAAAUCUUUUAAGCAUCCGUCCCUGCCAAGGUAGUUUUCUUGCAUUUUGCUCUCCAUUGCAGCAUUUGUGUGGGUGUGAGUGUCGAUAAACAAGGUUGUCUGCUUUCAUAAGGGCUUUCCAAAAUUAAUCCUGUCCAAUAGAAUAUGAUUUUUUGCUUCAGUAUUAUUAAAAAUUCAGUAAGUAAAGCAAAAGCUAGUGAAAUGUGUUAGCAGCAUGCAGAAUAAAAACUUCAAAAUAAUAUCUUGCUAAACAUUGUCAUGUGAAGGUGUGAAAAUAGAAAAAAUGUUGAUCUUGUAACUGAUAUUGUGAAGCCUUUUAUGAGCUUUAAAAUAAAGUUCAUCUUAUGGUAUCAUUUCUACAUUAUUGCUCUUGUCAUAUGUUUGGAAAUGAGACUUUAUGGAAGGAGAAUAUAAGAAAUAGCAUAAAUGAAGUAUUUUCUGUGAAAAUCCACUUUUCCUUUUUUGCAGCUCCUUAUCUUUUCUAAAUGAAAUGAAAAUCACUUUUUCCUGAUAAACUCUAAUGUAUGUUCAUUAAAUUUUAAAAACAAAUUCAAUAUAACUUAAAAUUCCACCACCCAACAUUGGUAACAACUUGUUGCAUAGCCUUCAAACCUUUUACUCCUAAUAGUUUGUAUGUGUCUUACCCUGUUUUUGUAGCCUUUUGUUUUGUUUUUUUCUCUUAUAAAAGACUGUAUACCAGGAAAAUCUAUCAGUAAAUCUAAUUGGGUGUUAGAA